UUAAGUCAUCAUGUGACAAUUUCAGACGAAGUUCAUUAUCAAACAAACUGUCAUCUUUGAUUUUCAUCGCAUAUCCCAAUGGAGGCUUCAUCCAGUACUGCCUCCAUGAUUUUCGUGUCAUUCGUGCUUUUGGUCCUUGCGAAAUUCGAGAGCGCUUCAAGUGUUGUUGCUUUCACAAAUGCCACUUGCAUCAAGAGGGAGAGGGAAGCUCUUCUCGAAUUCAAGCACAGCCUCAUCGACAACUCCAAUCUCCUGUCAUCAUGGGUUGGAGAUGACUGCUGUUCGUGGAAGGGAGUCAGAUGCAGCAAAUGGACGGGCGGCGUCCUGAAGCUCGACUUUCGAAGUGCAUGUGUUAAAUCACAAAACUGGUUUCAGAUCUGGAAAAUCAAAGAGCCUGCAGAACUUGUCCAUGCAACUCAGGAAGUGCUGUAACCAUCCUUACCUCUUCGUGGGAGAGUACAACAUGUGGCGCAAGGAUGAGAUUGUAAGAGCGACAGGAAAGUUUGAGCUGCUUGAUCGCUUGCUCCCCAAGCUACGCAGGGCUGGGCACAGGGUCCUUCUAUUCUCCCAGAUGACCCGUCUCAUUGACAUUCUUGAAGUUUAUCUUCAACUUCAUGAUUUCAAGUAUCUCAGACGUGAUGGUUCAACGAAAACCGAGGAAAGAUGCCGCAUGCUGAGUCAGUUCAAUGCCCCCGAUUCACCUUACUUCAUGUUUCUUCUGAGCACUCGUGCUGGCAGGCUAGGUUUGAAUUUGCAGACAGCGGACACAGUAAUAAUUUUCGAUAGUGAUUGGAAUCCUCAAAUGGAUCAGCAGGCAGAGGAUUGGGCCCACCGGAUUGGGCAGAAGAAGGAAGUCAGUUUUUGUGUUGGUUAGCAUUGGGUCAAUUGAAGAGGUAAUACUGGAGCGGGCAAAGCAGAAAAUGGGUAUUGAUGCCAAGGUCAUUCAAGCAGGACUCUUUAAUACUACUUCCACAGCUCGGGACAGAAGAGAGAUGUUAGAAGAGAUAAUGCGAAAGGGCACGAGAUCACUGGGAACUGAUGUCCCGAGUGAAAGAGAAAUCAAUCGCCUUGCUGCCCGAUCAGAUCAAGAGUUUUGGCUCUUCGAGAAGAUGGAUGAAGAGAGAAGGCAGAACGAGAACUACAUUGCCCGCCUUAUGGAAGAUCAUGAAGUGCUUGAAUGGGCUUAGGCCGCACCAGAUUCAAAGGAAGCCAAGUCCAAAGGUUUCGAUAUCAGUGGAAUCACUGGAAAAAGAAAAAGAAAAGAGGUUGUUUAUGCUGAUACACUGAGUGAUCUACAGUGGAUGAAAGCAGUAGAAAAUGGGGAAGACAUCUCAAAGCUUAAGGUGAAAGGAAAGAGAAGGGAUGCCCCUCUCUCUGAGAAUAAUGAAUUGGGAAGCAGCAUGAAUGUGGUAUCAGAAUCUGGGAAUGAAAAUGGAGAAGAGGAGUCUAAGGCUGCGAGCAAGAAAGGCAGCGAAAGAGUUAGCAAUGGUGCAAUGUCAGAACCAAGAAGUGAAGUUAAAGGAGCGAUACUGAAGUUCUCAGUUAAGGGGAAGAGGAAAGAUCCGGUCCCUUCUACGAGCAAUGAGGUGGGUGGAGUUGGUCAUAAGAAUGUCUCGAUUGGUAGUGAAGACACGGGUAAAGAAGAUGCCUAUGGUCCAACCCCUAAGAGAUUGAAGUUGGAACAAAUCGAGAAACCAGACUCCAACAGUACGGAGGUGAUGGGCUGGAACAGGCAGAUCUUGACGUGGAAGACCCACAAGAAGAAGAGAUCAAGCUAUAAUUCUCAAACGACUUCAUCAGAUUCUAAGGGGCAGAGUUCCGGUGGAAGAGGGAACGGAUAGAACCGAUUACCAUCUUCCCUUUCCAUAUUUCUGAUCAAUUUGUCUGCCUCUGCAUUACAUACAUAGAUUCGAUGCCCUUCGACCUACUGAUUUGUGUUAUGGCCUUCAGCUCCGGGGGGAAAUGUUUCCUCAAUUGCUGGGGCAAUCUCUCCUGUGACUUCUGUUCAUUGGAGCAAAAUAUAGAUGAAAUUGUAUUUAGCAGCGAUUAGAAUGUGCUCUGUUCGAUAUCAUCUGGAGAUUAGGAAGUCGAGAGAACUAGAGAAGUUAGUUAGGGACGUGAAAGUACAAAACAACCAUCGGGGGCUACGAUUUUUUUAUUGAUCGAGCCAAGGAUGAAGAUGCCCGAGGAAUUUGUAUUAACUUAUAGAAAUGGAUGAUAAUAUGGGCACCGGUAUCAGUUUGUUGGUUCUCAAUGUUUUCCAUUUUGGGUAACUGCUGGCACAAAACUGAUUUCGCAUUUGAUUAUCAGAUAUUCAAGUCGUCACGGA
Molecule: messenger RNA, 2329 nt
Organism: Punica granatum (pomegranate)
Lineage: Eukaryota; Viridiplantae; Streptophyta; Magnoliopsida; Myrtales; Lythraceae
Source: RefSeq, a predicted model, not a curated record